CUCUCUGAAUGAUUGUGGAUGUGUCUGGACCUGAAGAAAGUUGGAGAGCAAUGAUGCAUACAGUCAAGCUGCUCUGUGUGGUUUUCUCGUGCCUCUGUGCUGUUGCCUGGGCUUCGUCUCAUCGCCAGCCAUGCCAUUCACCACCACUGACCAGUGGAACAAUGAAAGUGGUUUCAACAGGGGGUCAUGACCUUGCAUCUGGAGAGUUCAGUUAUGACUCCAAAGCGAAUAAAUUUCGUUUUGUGGAGGACACUGCUCACGCGAACAAAACUGCUUAUAUGGAUGUGCUCAUACAUUUUGAAGAGGGUAUACUUUAUGAGAUAGACAGUAAAAACGAGAGUUGCAAGAAGGAGACUCUGCAGUUCCGUAAGCACCUGAUGGAGAUUCCCCCCGAUGCCACUCACGAGUCUGAGAUUUACAUGGGCAGCCCCUCCAUCACAGAGCAGGGACUCAGAGUUCGGUGGAAUGGAAAGUUGCCUGAACUUCAUGCGCACUACUCUAUGUCAACCACUUCCUGUGGCUGUUUGCCGGUCUCUGGCUCCUACUAUGGUGAGAAGAAGGAUCUUCUCUUCAGUUUCUUCGGUGUUGAAACAGAAGUUGAUGACCAGCAAGUCUUUGUUCCCCCGGCCUAUUGUGAGGGGGUGGCAUUUGAGGAGGCACCAGACGACCACAGCCUCUUCGACCUGUUCCACGACUGAAAAAAGCAUAUGAUAUACAAACGCCCAAAGAUGGCUACACACAAUAAUAAAAAGAGCAUUUAAAUGAAAAAUA
This is a messenger RNA of Onychostoma macrolepis, 771 nucleotides long. RefSeq names its product ependymin (gene epd). Gene Ontology annotation, biological process: cell-matrix adhesion. Gene Ontology annotation, cellular component: lysosome; extracellular region. NCBI's taxonomy places the organism in Eukaryota, Metazoa, Chordata, Actinopteri, Cypriniformes, Cyprinidae. Gene Ontology annotation, molecular function: calcium ion binding. The record is from RefSeq and is a predicted model, not a curated record.